CACCACACAUUAAAACUUGUUUUAUAUUUGUUCAAACAUUGGUUUUACUUCAUCUGCCAAACUCAACACAUGCAUCAACAAUACAUAUAGCAUAUGCCGUUAUAACUAUUGUCAUUACAUAUAUACAUUGAUUAUAUAUAUAUAAAUACAUAUAUAAAUUUUGAAGUUUUUGUGAGUGAAGCUAGCUAGGAAGAAAUGGAAGUACCAACAAAUGUGACAAUUAAAGGGAUACUUGGAAUGUUGAUGGCAAAUGUAAAUGUUGAUGAUGAUAAGAAAAAAAAAUGUAUAUCUUUAGGGAUGGGUGACCCAACUGCUUUUUCUUGUUUUACAACAACUUGUGUUGCUAAAGAUGCUGUUAUUGAUGCUUUAAACUCUCAGAAAUUUGAUGGGUAUUCACCAACUGUUGGCCUUCUUCAAACAAGAAGGGCAAUUUCUGAAUAUUUGUCCGUUAAUCUACCGUAUAAGUUAUCCCCGGAUGAUGUGUAUGUAACAGCAGGCUGCACGCAAGCGAUAGAAGUUGCCAUAUCGAUUCUAGCUACACCAAAUGCAAAUAUAUUGGUUCCAAGACCAGGAUUCCCAAUCUAUGAACUUUGUGCUGCUUUUAGAAAUGUUGAAAUUCGCCAUUUUGACCUUCUCCCUGAGAAUGGUUGGGAGGUUGACCUUGAUGCUGUUGAUGCAUUGGCUGAUCAGAAUACCGUUGCUAUUGUAAUUAUUAACCCCGGGAACCCAUGUGGUAAUGUUUAUAGUUAUCAACAUUUAAAGAAGAUUGCUGAAACUGCCAAAAAGCACAAGAUUGUGGUUAUAGCAGAUGAAGUUUAUGGGCAUUUAGCUUUUGGAGCGAACCCUUUUGUGCCAAUGGGUGUUUUCGGAUCUAUGGUGCCUGUUCUUACACUUGGGUCAUUGUCAAAAAGAUGGAUUGUUCCUGGUUGGAGGCUUGGGUGGUUUGUGACCACUGAUCCUAACGCAAUUUUCAAAAAUUCCAAGACCGUUGAGCGCCUUAAGAAGUAUUUUGAUAUUUGCGGUGGUCCAGCAACCUUUAUACAGGCUGCAGUACCUCAAAUAUUGAAGGAGACAAGUGACGCCUUCUUCACAAGAACUCUCAGCAUACUUAAACACACGGCGGAUCUCUGUGUCAUAAAAAUAAAAGACAUCCCUUGCUUAACAUGCCCAACAAAACCGCAGGGAUCCAUGGCUGUGAUGAUGAAGCUCAAUGUUUCACUACUAAAAGAUAUCACUGAUGACGUCGACUUCUGCUUCAAGGUCGCUAAAGAAGAGUCUGUAAUCCUUCUUCCAGGACGUACAGUGGGACUAAAGAAUUGGGUCCGGAUAACUUUCGCCGCAGAACCAUCUUCUCUUGAAGAAGCUCUUGACAGAGUGAAAUCCUUUUACUAUAGGCAUUCUUAUGAACAAAAUGGUUCAGCUUGAUCCACGAAUGAAGAACUACGCACUUCACCAACAAAUAUGUGUAUAUGUUCUUUUUUUUCCUAGAACUACAAAAAAGUUCUUCAUUGUAUAGCCAAUGUAACUAAAGAAUUACAGUAGCUUUAAACAUGUUUCUCUCUAUUUACCAUACAUACACUGUAAACUGUAAAGGUUCUGAAAACUUAUGUAGCUAGACCACAUUGCAAGUAAUCAGUUUCUUAAGUUAGUUUUUUUUUU
This is a messenger RNA of Erigeron canadensis, 1659 nucleotides long. Its product is annotated as probable aminotransferase TAT2. Bases 196 to 1425 code for a protein of 409 amino acids. The transcript is spliced from 6 exons. Gene Ontology annotation, biological process: biosynthetic process; amino acid metabolic process. NCBI's taxonomy places the organism in Eukaryota, Viridiplantae, Streptophyta, Magnoliopsida, Asterales, Asteraceae. The record is from RefSeq and is a predicted model, not a curated record. Gene Ontology annotation, molecular function: transaminase activity; pyridoxal phosphate binding.